Messenger RNA from Sorghum bicolor (sorghum), 1247 nucleotides. RefSeq names its product peroxisomal membrane protein PMP22. The transcript is spliced from 7 exons. Lineage: Eukaryota; Viridiplantae; Streptophyta; Magnoliopsida; Poales; Poaceae. Gene Ontology annotation, cellular component: membrane; cytoplasm. Bases 309 to 926 code for a protein of 205 amino acids. The record is from RefSeq and is a predicted model, not a curated record.
UAAAAAGCAGCAACUACUACCUGUCAUCAGGUUGUUACAGGAGGGGCCUAAUAAAAGCGGCAACUUCCUCGGGCCCACACGUCAGCCACCACGUGCAUCGUCCGGCCGGCGAGGUACCACCGCGGCAGCUAUCCUCCGGCGCCCACGAUUCCCACGCGAUUGGAUCCUCUCGCCGACCCAAGCAUCGUAGAAUCCCCUCACCAAGAAAAAUCAAGCGGGCAUACAAAGAGCGCGUGCGCAGUGCUAGGAGUAGUAGGUGGGCAGAUUGGUCGAACUUCGAAGGGGUUGGAGGCCUUCAGGCUUCAGCUAUGGCAUCAGUGGGAGGUGCAGGACGAGGAGAAGGGAAACGAGAUGGAGGGAAGGGAGAAGAGGGGUCGCUGGCUCGCAGGGCGUGGAGGCAGUACCUGCUCCAGCUCCAGCAACAUCCGCUCCGCACAAAGAUGAUCACGGCGGGGUGCCUCGCCGGCGUCAGUGACACCGUCGCGCAGAAGCUCUCCGGGUACCAGAAGAUUGAGAAGCGCAGACUCCUGCUCAAGAUGCUCUUUGGUUUUGCAUAUGGUGGCCCAUUUGGACAUUUCUUACACAAAAUUUUGGAUUAUAUUUUCCAAGGGAAGAAGGAUACCAAAACCAUAGCAAAGAAGGUGUUGCUGGAGCAAGUGACAUCUUCUCCAUGGAAUAACAUAUUGUUCUUGUUCUAUUAUGGAUAUGUUGUUGAGAGGAGGCCUUUGAAGGAGGUGACGACCAGGGUCAAGAAACAAUAUCCUUCUGUGCAAUUGAGCGCUUGGAUGUUUUGGCCGAUAGUUGGUUGGAUAAACCAUCAGUACAUGCCUUUACAGUUCCGUGUGAUCUUCCACAGCGUUGUCGCAUGCUGUUGGGGGAUAUUUCUGAACCUUCGUGCAAGGGCCAUGUCUCUGAAGCAGGCGUAGAUGGUUUAGAAGGAAGAAAUAGCAGCAUAGCUCCAACCCGGUACCAGAUGAAAUGAUUAUCAAGGAAGCUGGAUGCUGUUAUCCUGUAGUGUUCUGCACCCAAAUCGUUGCUGAAUCCAUUCAAGUAGUUGGGUUUUUUUUUACUAUUAAUUAUCUGGUACUGGUAGUAGAUUUAUUUGAUUGUCAACGCGUGCAAAGACAGAUGACCCUUACGUGGAUUGUGAAUUGUGAUGGAAGCAAAGUAUGGCGAAUUCGGCAACCUCUGAGAACCAGUGUUCAAUUUUCAGCUAUAAAUAGUCAUUGACUCAUGAGAUUGUUCCA